Molecule: messenger RNA, 1461 nt
Organism: Adineta ricciae
Lineage: Eukaryota; Metazoa; Rotifera; Eurotatoria; Adinetida; Adinetidae
Source: the annotation of a GenBank genome assembly
AUGAAAUCGUGGAGUAUGAUAACAAUGCAAAUCCUACAGUAUUUAAAAACUCGUUUUACCACGUUGAAACCACCUUUGAUCGUGCCGGAGAAUCCAAUUGUAUUGUUACGUAUGCUCAAUCGUCGACAAGUAGCGUUGUUUUUUGUUGGAUUUCUCGCUUGGACGUUUGAUGCAUUUGACUUCUUUUCUGUUACACUCAAUGUGAUUGAUAUCGGUGCAACUUAUCACAAGUCAACAUCAGAUAUCACUUGGGGAAUUACCAUAACAUUGAUGCUUCGUUCCAUUGGAGCAGUUAUCUUUGGCAUAGCCGGCGAUCGAUUCGGUCGAAAAUGGCCAUUCAUCGUUAACAUAGUGCUGUAUGCUCUCGUUGAAAUCGGUACAGGUUUUUGCGCCACUUAUGAGCAAUUCAUCGGCCUUCGUGCAGUUUUCGGUAUUGCUAUGGGCGGAAUUUAUGGUAAUUGUGCAGCAACUGCACUCGAAGAUGCACCUAUUGCUGCUCGUGGUCUUCUAUCAGGAUUAUUACAACAAGGAUAUGCAUGUGGGUUUCUUCUGGCAGCAGCUUUUAAUCUAGCGAUUACUAAUCAUCAACGAUAUGGAUGGCGCGCACUUUUUUGGUUCGGUGGUUGUCCACCAUUGCUCAUCGCACUUUGGCGUGUCUUUUUACCAGAAACGGAAGCAUUUUUAAACGUUAAACGAACAAGAGAAAUGAACACUAGUACAGAUGAAACAAAGACGAUGUGUUCAUCGAUACAAGCGUUCUUACAAACUAUCCGUUUGACUCUCGUACAGCACUGGCCAAUGUUGAUUUAUAUGGUUCUCAUGAUGACAGGAUUUAAUUUUUUAUCGCAUGGAAGUCAAGAUCUUUAUCCGACGUUUCUAGCGUCGACCCUCGAUUUUUCGCACACUCUCGUUACGAUUACAACCAUUGUUGCUAACUGUGGUGCUCUACUCGGCGGAAUGACUGUUGGUUAUUUUUCCAGUUUUUUCGGUCGACGUUUAUCAAUACUUGUCGUACUUUUCAUCGGAGCUUUACUAAUACCAGCGUAUGUCCUUCCAAAUGAUCGGAACAUAAUGGCUGGCGCAUUUUUUCAACAAAUGUGUGUACAAGGUGUUUGGGGUGUUGUCCCGAUACAUUUAAUGGAACUUUCGCCAGUCAAUUUCCGUUCAUUUGUAGUUGGUACGGCAUAUCAAUUGGGCAAUUUAAUAUCUUCGGCAUCAUCAACAAUCGAAGCAAAAGCUGGCCAAUCAUUUCCAAAGAAAUCAUUAUCUGGUCAUUCGACAAAUCACGAGCAAUAUGACUACGCGAAAGUGAUGGCAAUCUUCUUAUCAGCUGUGUACAUUUAUUUAUUUAUUAUCAUUUUAUUCGGACCGGAAAAACGAAAUAUCGAUGAAGCAAAGAACGAGAAUAUCUCAAACGAUAAUAUUUCAGAAGAAAAAUCUGUUCCAAUGAAAGAUAUUUGA